Molecule: messenger RNA, 1620 nt
Organism: Aspergillus eucalypticola CBS 122712
Lineage: Eukaryota; Fungi; Ascomycota; Eurotiomycetes; Eurotiales; Aspergillaceae
Exons: 1
Coding region: 1-1620 (539 amino acids)
Biological process (GO): amino acid transmembrane transport
Cellular component (GO): membrane
Molecular function (GO): amino acid transmembrane transporter activity
Source: RefSeq, a predicted model, not a curated record
AUGACCAAGUCCCCCGACGAAAAAUCACUCGAGGUCCUCGAUCGCACUGCCUCAUAUGCUGAAGGCCAGAUUCUCCCCCAUGAUGCUGCCCCCGUCACCCAGCGUGGCAUCAAGUCCCGCCAUGCCCAGAUGAUGGCCAUCGGCGGCACCAUAGGCACAGGUCUCUUCGUGGGAGUAGGAGAAGUGCUCGCGCUGGCCGGCCCAGCCAACAUUCUCCUCGCCUACAUCACCAUCUGUAUUAUCGUCUACGCCAUUAUCACCGCCACCAACGAAAUGAACACCUACCUCCCCUUCAGCGGCUGCUCAAUGGCUGCCUACGGCACCCGCUUCGUCUCCUCAAGCUUAGGCUUCGCCAUGGGCCUCCUCUACUGGUACAGCUUCGGCAUCCUCGUCGCCUACGAAACCACCGCCGCUGCCCUCGUCAUCGACUACUGGUCCAACCCAGUCCCCCUCGCCGUCUGGAUCACCCUCAUGCUCAUGGUCGUCCUCGCGCUCAACUUCUUUCCCGUCAAAGUCUACGGCGAGACCGAAUUCUGGUUCGCAUCUCUCAAAGUCUUCCUCAUCAUCGGUCUCCUCAUCCUCUCCUUCGUCCUCUUCCUCGGUGGCGGUCCCAACCACACCCGUCUAGGCUUCCACUACUGGAAGACCCCCGGUGCCUUCAACACUUAUCUCGUCUCCGGCUCCACCGGCCGCUUCUGCGCCUUCCUCUACACCCUCUGCUACUCCGUCUUCUCCUUUAACUUCGCCCCGGAACUCCUCGUCGUCGCUGCAGGCGAGAUGCAGAACCCUCGCAAGAAUCUCCCCCGCGCUGCAAAGCAGUACUUCUACCGCCUCAUCAUCUUCUACAUCCUUGGCGUUCUUGCCAUCGGCGUUAUCUGCCCAAGUAAUGCCUCCGGACUGACAAAUGGUACCGGCGUCGCCGCCUCCCCCUGGGUCAUCGCCAUCAAACGCGCCGGUAUUCACGGCCUCGACUCCGUCGUCAACGCCGUCAUCAUCACUUCCGCGUGGUCCUCCGCGAACUCGUACCUCUACAUGUCCAGUCGGACACUCUAUUCCCUCGCGAGGGCAGGCAGCGCCCCCAAGAUUUUCACCCGCUGUACCCGCCACGGCGUGCCCUACUACGCUGUACUGUGCAGCUCGCUGUUCUCCCUGCUGGCGUACAUGGACUGUAGUUCCGGCGCCAGCACUGCGUUCAAUUGGUUCGUGAAUAUCACCAACACGGCGGGGUUUACGUCGUGGACGUGCUGCGGGAUUAUAUUCUUGAGGUUCAGGGCGGCGUGUAACGCUCAGGGUUUGAAGGAUCUUCCGUAUCGGUCGAGGUUGCAGCCGUGGAUGGGGAUCAUUGCCACAAUGGCUUGUCCGAUACUGUUGCUGUGUAACGGGUUUGAGGUCUUCUUUCAUGGGCACUGGAGUGUGUCGUCGUUUCUGACUUCGUAUGUGGGGUUGUUUGUCUUUGUGGGAGUUUAUGCUGGGCAUCGGGUGAUGAGGUGGAAGGAUGGGUGGUGGAUUCCUGCUGAGCAGGUGGAUUUGGUAAGUGGGUUGGAGGAGGUGGAGGCAUUAGGGGUUGAUGAUGGGGAUGAAGUGGAGAAGAAGGGGUUUUGGAGGAAGUUGUGGGAGUAG